Molecule: messenger RNA, 1491 nt
Organism: Lachancea dasiensis
Lineage: Eukaryota; Fungi; Ascomycota; Saccharomycetes; Saccharomycetales; Saccharomycetaceae
Source: the annotation of a GenBank genome assembly
AUGCAAAUAGCCCGUCAAUUACUGACCAGAUUAUCUAGGAUGAGCGAUAUCGGUAAGGGAACUGAGCCAGGAAUCAUGUUUAAAUACCAACCUCCUGUCAAUAGAGAUAUGCAUGAGCUGGAUCGCUCUUUCUUCGUCACUAAAGUGCCCAUGGUGGUAGUGCACUUCCCGGAACCCAAGAACAUCAGUGCAUUCUCAGCCAAGUUCAAAGAUGAAGUGCUGAAAUUGCCGCGCAUCUCGAGGGUUGUGAAACUGGAGGCGCAUGGCGAAGAGCCGCCGCUGAAAAAGUCUACCCUCGCUAACGACAAUCACAUUAGGAAAGGUGUCUUGCUGAAAGAUUCGGUGAGGACGGUUGACGAAGCUGCCUCCAGCGUUUCUGCUGAGGCUCUGCAGUUCAUGCGGGACAACGAGGCAGUAUUGCAACCGUACGAAUGCGUGCUGGACUAUUCUUUCUGGAAAACCGAGGAGAUAUUCCGGGCCAUUUUGCCUGUCGAAUUUCUGGACGAGAUACCAUCCGGCUUUACCGCGACGGGCCACAUCGCCCACAUCAAUUUGAGGAACGAGUUCAAACCUUAUGGAAAGCUAAUCGGACAGGUCAUCCUCGACAAAAACAGCAAAAUCGAAACCGUUGUGGACAAGGUGGAUUCGAUCGCCACAAAGUUCAGAACUUUCCACAUGCAGGUUUUGGCGGGCAAGGACGAUCUUGUAGUCGAGCAGCGCGAAUCCAACUGCAAAUUUAAAUUUGAUUUCAGCAAGGUGUACUGGAAUUCGAGACUGCACACCGAGCACGACCGUCUUAUCCAAAAGUUCCAACCGGGCCAGUGCGUGGGUGAUGUUUUCGCGGGCGUAGGCCCGUUCGCUGUGCCCGCGGGCAAGAGAAAGGUGAUGGUUUUGGCGAACGACCUCAACCCGGAAAGUUACAAGUAUAUGGUGCAUAACAUCGAGGACAACAAGACCGGGACUUUCGUACAGCCUUCCAACCUAGACGGCCGUGACUUUAUCCGCCAAAGCCCACAGCUAUUGGCCGAAUGGUACACGCGAGCAGGAGGAGAGGUCGUGGUCCCCGGAGGUAGGAAAUACAAAGAUGCCAAGACCGGGGAAUCCAAAAGAACCGAGCCCGAACAUACACCCAUCCCGGAGUUCAUCCAUCACUACGUGAUGAACCUACCAGACGCCGCCAUUACGUUUCUGGAUGAAUUUGUGGGACUGUACUCCAGGUACCCGGGGUUGCUCGAAACUUUGAAGCAGGCUCCCGGGUUCGACGCUCCAUGGAUCCACUGCCACUGUUUCGAGAAAUACGAUGCAGACGAGAAACCGGAGCCUACAAUGGCCGACCUGCACCGCAGAGUGCACACAAGAAUCAAGAACGUGCUAAACGUAGACGAGGCAGUUCUCCCGUUCGGCCAUUUACAGUUCCACUUAGUGCGCAAGGUUGCUCCCACAAAACCCAUGUUCUGUGUUAGCUUCAAGCUACCAGCUAGCCUACUCUGA